ACCCCCAGGCUUCCCAAAAAAUGCUUGAACUUGACGGUUUCGCGGUAAGUCAGGACUUAGUGCCUGCCGCACCCAUCAAAUCUGCUGGGGUCUCCAAAGUCGAUUUUGACGGCCUGUUAUCACCCCCACUAAGCCUGCAUGAAGAUCUGAAGAACGGUUGUGGUGGGCAGCUAUGGCCCGCAGGCAUGGUACUGAGCAAGUACAUGCUGCGGAAACACCGCGAUGACGUCGCUGGAAAAGAAAUCGUCGAACUCGGUGCAGGAGGAGGGCUAGUUGGCCUGGCUGUCGCAAUAGGUUGUAACGUGGACAAGCCAGUACACAUUACCGAUCAGAUACCCAUGUUUGACCUCAUGGAACGCAAUAUCGCUCUCAAUGGCCUGGAGUCACGUGUCAAGGCAUCAGUGUACGACUGGGGUGAACCAACGCCAUCGCAACUACCAUCUCACCCGGACAUCAUCCUCGCAGCCGACUGUGUGUACUUUGAACCGGCUUUCCCUCUCUUGCAGCAAACACUCAGGGAUCUGAUUGGCGAAAAUACCGUGUGCUACUUUUGCUUCAAGCGAAGAAGGCGAGCAGACCUUACCUUCAUGAAGACAGCGCGGAAAAUGUUCGAUGUGCAGGAGGUCGACGACGAUCCAGACAAAGAUGUCUACUCAAGAGAAAAGCUAUUCCUGUAUCGUAUAACGAAGAAGAAGGCUUGACGAACUAUGGUUGGGCAGUCCGCAAGGCCAAUGAGUGGAGAGGUGUUGAUGCACAACCAUUGCACUGGAUCGCAAACCUCAAUAAGAAAGACAUCUUUUGGCAAACGCCCUUUUGUAUUUCCAAUGUAGUACUUUAGAAAACUGACGUACUGGCGACCAG
This is a messenger RNA of Bipolaris maydis ATCC 48331, 861 nucleotides long. RefSeq names its product putative methyltransferase-domain-containing protein. Gene Ontology annotation, cellular component: cytosol; cytoplasm. Gene Ontology annotation, molecular function: protein-lysine N-methyltransferase activity. The record is from RefSeq and is a predicted model, not a curated record. Lineage: Eukaryota; Fungi; Ascomycota; Dothideomycetes; Pleosporales; Pleosporaceae. Gene Ontology annotation, biological process: peptidyl-lysine methylation.